Molecule: messenger RNA, 597 nt
Organism: Prorocentrum cordatum
Lineage: Eukaryota; Dinophyceae; Prorocentrales; Prorocentraceae
Source: the annotation of a GenBank genome assembly
AUGGACCGCUUGCGCGGGCACCUGCACGGCGGGAAUUCCCCGCUCGUGGCCGGCCCCCUGUGCCACUUCACGGAGAACCACGACGAGCCCCGGGCCGCCCGGCAUUUCGGGGCGAGGGCCGCCGCCGCGGCCGUGCUCGCCCUCUCGCUGCCGGGGCCCCGCAUGGUGAUGUGGGGCCAGGAGUCCGGCCUCAAGGAGCGGCUGGCGGUGCACCUCCGGCGCGCCGCCCCGGAGCAGGCCGACGGCGGCGCCGCGGAGUUCUACUCGAGGCUCCUGGGCGUCCUCCCCCGCUGCCGCGGCGCCUGGGCCCCGCUCGCGGUGGGCGGCGGGGACUCCUGGCGGUUCCUGGCGUGGUCCUGGCGCGGCGACUCCGCCGUGGUCAUCGUGGUGUGCAACUUUACUGACGGCGACGCCUGGGCCAAUGUGCACGCUGGCGAGGUGCUCGCCCAGUGCAGCGUCUCAGGUGGGCGGGUCCAGCUGGCAGACGCCCUCAGCGGGACGGUCUACGACCGGAGCAUGGACGACUUGCGGGGCCCCGAGGGGCUGGUGGUGGGGCUGCAGGCGUACGCGGCGCACGUGCUCGUGUGCCAGCGCUGA